UAAAUAUUUAAUCUCCUCCCUGUAGCUUCCAGCUGUUGCCGAAUUUUCAUCAGGAGAAACCAUGGGUCAUUCAGCAGAUCGUUUAGCAGCGGCAUUCGGCGCUACAAGAAAAGAACAAGACGAUUUCGCCUUAAGAUCCCAUUCAUUUGCACAUCAAGCUCACCAAAAAGGCUAUUUCACCGAUAUGCUCCCUGUGACUAUAACGGGAGUUUCAAAAACGAUCGAUCGCGAUAACGGAAUUAGAGUUUCAACCCCCGAUCAAUUAGCCAAGUUGAAACCGGCCUUCAUUAAACCACACGGAACCGUGACGGCAGCUAAUGCUUCCUUUUUAACGGACGGCGCGUCCGCUUGUUUAAUCAUGCCCGAAGCGAAAGCUAAAGCUUUGGGAUUAAAACCAAAGGCGUAUUUACGCGAUUUUAUUUAUGUUUCCCAAGAUCCCGUUGAUCAAUUACUUUUGGGGCCGGCUUAUGCCACACCUAAAGUACUUGAGAAAGCUGGAUUAACUUUGAAGGAUAUUGAUGUUUGGGAAUUACAUGAAGCUUUUGCGGGUCAAAUUAUUGCAAAUAUAAAAGCCAUGGAUAGUGAUUGGUUCGCUCAAAAAUAUAUGAAUCGUCCUAAAAAAGUCGGUUCUCCCGAUAUGGAUAAAUUUAAUUCAUGGGGUGGUUCUUUGUCUAUUGGUCAUCCUUUUGCAGCAACUGGUGUUCGAUUGGCUAUGCAUACCGCUCAUAGGCUUGUUCGUGAAGAUGGACAAUUUGGUUUAGUUGCAGCUUGUGCAGCUGGUGGUCAGGGUGUUGCAAUGAUUUUGGAACGACAUCCAGAUGCAGUAGCGAUUUAAUAAGAAUAAGUAUAAAAUUGUCCCCCACACCAUUUGUGUUGGUGCCUUACAUGUAUUUAUACAAUUUAAUAUUUUUAUACAAAAGUAGCAAUCAAUUACUGUUUGUGUUUUCUUAAAAAAAAAUGUAAAUAAAUAAUUAAUGCGUUGCGCCUC
This is a messenger RNA of Onthophagus taurus, 988 nucleotides long. The record is from RefSeq and is a predicted model, not a curated record. NCBI's taxonomy places the organism in Eukaryota, Metazoa, Arthropoda, Insecta, Coleoptera, Scarabaeidae.